Stegostoma tigrinum is the source of this 2450-nucleotide messenger RNA. RefSeq names its product zinc-binding protein A33-like. Lineage: Eukaryota; Metazoa; Chordata; Chondrichthyes; Orectolobiformes; Stegostomatidae. The coding region runs from base 629 to 2170 and encodes 513 amino acids. The record is from RefSeq and is a predicted model, not a curated record. The transcript has 9 exons. Gene Ontology annotation, molecular function: zinc ion binding; protein binding.
UCCUUCACCAGAUCAUCGGGUCCAGGCUGCAUGGCUGCUACUGGGGAUGCUGGUUUACAGUACACACUGAAAAGAGACAAGGCCUCAGCAGGAUGUGAAGACAGAGAUGGGACGUCAUCUUAUACUGGAGUCUUUGUUCAAACAGGAGUCUGUAUAACUGAGCUAGCACGGGGAGUGGGGGCACGGUUUUGGGUCGAUUUCAAUGUACAGAGGGUAGAGUGGACGGAAACCGAGGGCAGCGCUUGGGAAUCGAGUCUGGCGAGUACAGAGGCAGGAAUGAGACCUUCCGCAGCUGAAAUAUCCCCGUCUCAACAACACUCCCGGCGAAUAUUGCCGAAACACGUUUUCCUGUCGCGGUGGAGAAGCUGGUUUCUCUAUUUACUUUUGGGAGAGUGGAAUACGAGGCACGGAAAUGGCGUUUCGCUCUGGGGUAGAACCCUCAAUAUGUGCCGCUGUGAUAAUUUCACAUGAUCGAGAGAGGGAGACAAACUGGUUCCAAUCCUUCAUGUAAAGUGAAACUUGGAAUCAGGCCAUGUUCCUUUCCUGUAAUUCUUCUUGUGUCAAUUUCGAACAGAUACUUGAUGAUUAAGGACUGGACCUGACCUUCCAAACUUGGGAAAGGGCGGGGAUGGCGACCAGGAGGCAGCUGGAGUACCUGGCCGAGGAGCUGAAAUGCUGCAUUUGCCUGGAGCUGCUGAACGAGCCGGUGGUGCUGGAGUGCGGCCACGACUUCUGCCGGCCGUGCAUCACCCGGAGCUGGGCCGGGCAGGAGGGCGGUCAAUGGGGCUGCCCGCAGUGUCGAGCCGUCUCCCCGUGCAGGAAGCUGCGGAGCAGCCUGUCGCUGGCCAGUCUGUCCCGGAAAGUGAGGGAGCUACAGCUGCAGCCUGAGUCCCCCCGGGGGGAGGAGGCGGAUACCCUUUGGUGCCCGGACCACCAGCAGGAGGCACUGAAGCUGCUGUGCGAAACCGAUGGUCAGCUCUGCUGCUUGCUGUGCAGGGACUCUGGGAAACACAGGCACCACCGCUUCCUGCUGCUGGGCGAGGCUCAACCUAUUUACAAGGAAAGACUGAAAUUAUCAUUGAACUCAGCUACCAGAAGGAAACUUCGAGUGCUCAGGGCUAAACUGAUGCAGAAACAGGAGAUUUCUAAAGUUAAGGAACAGUCGAGCAGCCUGCAGGCCCACAUCACAUCUGAGUUUGCCAAGAUGCACGAGUUUCUCACCAGGAAAGAGCAAUGUUUACUUGGAGACCUCAGCAGAGAAGAGGAGAGGAUCCUAAAUGCAAUGGAGAAAGCACUCGGUGUAAUCCAACAGGAGCUAGACUGUGCUGAACGAGAGAUAUCAGACCUAGAGGCACGAAUGAACCAAGAAGACACAAUCACAUUUUUGGAGGUGGAAGCAUCUCAGAAGAUUAGCAUCGCAGACAAGAAAUACUCUACGUUGCCAUUUGUUGAUGAGGGCCUAUCUCUCGGUGUAUUCAAAGGUCCUUUACAGUACACAGCUUGGAAAGAGAUGAUAGACUACAUCGACCCAGAUGCUGCCAGGCCUGCUGAGCUUUUCCAACAACUUCUGUUUUUGUUCCUGAUUUACAGCAUCCUUUCGGUUUCUAGGAAAGCUCCUGCUUCGCUGACCUUGGAUCCGAACACGGCUAAUCCCUGGCUCGUCGUGUCCGAGGAGCGGACUGGGGUCAGGCUCGGAGACAGGUGGCAGGACGCCUCCGACAAUCCGGAGAGGUUUGACCAGUGUGUCAGCCUGCUGGCCUCGGAAGGGUUCACGUCAGGCCGACAUUACUGGGAGGUGGAGGUGGGGGAGAAGACAGAGUGGGACCUGGGGGUGGUGGCCGAGUCCGCCAACAGGAAAGGCGAUAUCGCGGCCGCCCCGGAGGACGGAUACUGGAUAAUGUGGCUGAUAAACGGCACCGAUUGCGUGGCCUGUACGUCUUCUCCAACCCACCUGAACGUGCCCAACAAGCCCCGGAGGAUAGGAGUUCUCCUGGACUAUGAUGGGGGGCAAGUGUCCUUUUACAAUGCAGGCGACAUGUCCCACCUCCACACCUUUACCCACACUUUCAUGGAAAAACUGUACCCUUAUUUCAGCCCAGGCCUGGCUGACGGAGGGAAAAACACCGACGAGCUGAGAAUCUGCCCUGUUAGGGGUCUCUCCUCCAUUUGAAUCCAGCCCAUGAGUUUGCAUUACACCUCGAUGAGCUGGAAACAAGAAGGGAAUAAUCCUAGGCGCUAAUUCGUCGAUUUACAGUGAUUUAUUUUUAAUUUUGCAUAAACCUCGUGGGCGUUGAGAAGGAUUUGUAGGCUUAUAUUGCAAACUGGAAAGACUUUAUCUGGAUUUAAUGCAAUCUCCAUUUCAAGCAGUAAUGCCAUUGAAUAAUAAACUGUAAGAACUACACAAAAAUGGACAAAUUCUCUAUUCCAUUAAACCGCAAUAAACAAAUACU